AUGCAGCCGUUCGGUCUUUACGCUCCGACCAUGGUCAUCGAUGGCGCAACCCUGCCCAUCUCAGACUAUGUUGAGCUCAACGGCCUCAAUUUGGCAAGCCACACCACUGCCCUCGAGCAGUCGGUGCUUGGCAAGCCUCACCUCGUCUCCACCGCCAAUGGUCUCGCACUGCAGCCUCCCACCAGCAGCCUCGGCAAGCGUUCUCGGUCCAACUCGGAUGCUUCGUCGUCGUCCUCUUCCUCGGGAUCAGUCGCCAGUCACCACGCUUCUGUCUUCUCCGUCUUCGACAAUGACGGAUCCGAGGCCGCCUUCGACUCGCAGACCAGCCUCGGCGAGCAGACUCCCUCGUCUCGUAAGAGCUCGAUGAGCUCGACGAGCAUUCACCCCAUCUCUCAGCAGCAACAGCUUGAACAGCUCGCCGCAUGGCGGGCCGAGCUUCUGGCCUCAUCUGAGUCGUCCGACCGCGAACACUGUGCUAAACGUAUUCGCAAUCUCCAGAGCGAAGUCGUCCGACUCGCUUCCGAAGUCGUUCAUGUCGCUUCGCAGCCAGUACCCCAGCCUGCCCAGCCUGCCGCUGCUCCCCACGCUGUCCCAGGUCCCAGCAUCUCACCUGCUUCUUCCUCGACGUCGUCUUCGUCUUCGGAAGGUUCCAAGACUGCCCUCGUCGAUUGCCUAGUCGAUGCUGCAUGCAGAACACUCGACAGCAUCUGGGCUCCCUCCACUGCUUGUGAUUUGGCCAAGGGACAGGACGCCCUUCCACUGCAGGUCUUUGUGCGCGAGACUCUUCGUCGCGGUCGCACUUCUUGCUCUACCCUGCAAGCUGCUCUGCUCUACUGCGUUAGACUCGGCCGAGCCACCGAAGCAUCAAAGCAGAACGAGGCGAUCAGCUCGCCCUCGCUCGGCAUGACCAGGGAAGAGGCGGGCCUGACCCGCUGCCCGCGACGCAUGUUCCUCGCCUCGGUCAUCACCGCCUCCAAGUUUGUGCAGGAUCGCUGCUACUCGAACCGAGCCUGGUCCAAGAUCUCGGGUCUCUCGAUCAAGGAUCUGGGCAAGCUCGAGCGGGCCUUCCUCAAGGCCAUCGACUACCAACUCGUGGUCCCAGAGGGCGACUGGGAGGCCUGGACUGCCGAGCUCAAGCGCACUCGUUUCGGUCAGCACGCCGCCUCGACUGAAGCUCACGAUGUGCGUGGCCGUCGCAGCAGCUUGAGCCGUUCGCAGUCGGACAACGUCACUGGUGCCGGUGUUGCUCCUGACACCGAGCUUCGAGCUGCCAGCCCGUUCUUGCCCUCGCAGGUGCAGCCCAAGUAUCGUCACCUCGGCGAUGAUCAGCAGCUGUCGCUUGCCACGGCAGCAGACCCGGCUCUGCCUUUCCCCCGCGCUGGCGCAGCCACAGUCUCUGCUGAGCUGUGA
This is a messenger RNA of Kalmanozyma brasiliensis GHG001, 1410 nucleotides long. RefSeq names its product Cyclin PHO80-like protein. Gene Ontology annotation, biological process: regulation of cyclin-dependent protein serine/threonine kinase activity. The record is from RefSeq and is a predicted model, not a curated record. The transcript is spliced from 2 exons. Gene Ontology annotation, cellular component: nucleus; cyclin-dependent protein kinase holoenzyme complex. Lineage: Eukaryota; Fungi; Basidiomycota; Ustilaginomycetes; Ustilaginales. Bases 1 to 1410 code for a protein of 469 amino acids. Gene Ontology annotation, molecular function: cyclin-dependent protein serine/threonine kinase regulator activity; protein kinase binding.